GCCAGGAGCUAUCAUUAGACAAGGCAACACUGGAUGCUUUUGAUUCUGAAUAUGAAUUUUAGGAGGAUUUUCUUAGUCAAGUGCCUGCUGCUUUUAUUUCCCAGUGUAAAAUGCUCUGUCACCAAAUGGAUUUACAUGGCCAUGAAUGAGUCAGCUCUUCUCAGCAUUGCUGCUGCUGGGAACGUAUAUGAUGCAACAUGGCUGAAAGACAGAAAAAAGUUGCUUCAGAUAAAAGAUAAGACAGUUAAGUACUAUGCGAACAAGGAACAAUGCAGGUGUAAGAUAUUUCUAAAUGGGACUCUGCAAAUAGAGAAGGUGGUGAAGGAGGACAGUGGAAAGUACACCGUGACUGUUUAUCAGCAGGAUGGAAAAUUGAAAACAGAAGAAGAUACAAUGUUCAUAGUUCAGGAGCCUGUCCCUCAGCCAAUCCUCAGUGCUGAAUGCAUGAAUAAAACUGCAUCUGUCAAGUGUGAAGUGAAGCACAAGACUAAAGAUGAAACAUUUAUGAUGGAACUGACUCAAGAUAAAAAGAAAAAAAUCCAAAAGAAUGCAACAAGGUUGGAAUUGUACACACAGUAUUCUGGGACGUUCAGAUGCAUUGUUAAAAACCAAGUCAGCGAAAAAACAGCCGAAAAAGUAAUUAAGUGCUCAGGUCAGCUGGACCUUUAUCUCAUCUUGAGCAUAGCAGGAGGUGCAGUCUUCUUUGUCAUCUUCAUGGUUUUGCUUAUUUAUUGUAUCAGGAAGAAGAAAGCAGAAAGGUUUGAAGACAAUGAUGAGGAGCAAAUGAUGCAGGCUCGCCAGGUGGGCAGGGAAAUGGUGGUGCGGGAGCUCCCUCAGGUGCCAUGCAAUCCCAUCCCGAAGCAGCUGUGUGUGCAGCAGCGGCCGCUGCCUCAGCCCCAGGUGCAGCAGCAAGCAUUGCCCCCACGGCCCAGGCCCCGCACGCAGCAGCGGACUCCAAACCACCCAAGAGAAAGACCUUGAACAUCUGCCCUGGGAGGGAUGGUGGAUUGUCUGCUCCACCAUUCACUGGGAGAAGAAAGUUUCCAAUAGUUGGGAACCCCUCCUGCCCACCCUUGCGUAAUGCUCAGCUAAGAAACGGCAGCUUUCGUUGUAGAAAAUUAUAGAGAGCAUCAAAUGGAGAUGAAAAGACCCAGUGGAGGAGAUUCAAGGUGAUGGGCAUUCAUCCCUGUGGCCAUUUUUCUUCAAGUGUCUCCAUGUUAGGGUAUGGAGCAUUGAGCCUUGAAACCUGUGUCUUCUGUGGUUCACUUGUUUUUAUUGCACUUUGUUGUUUUCGUGCUUUUUGGAUGGAUUAUAACAAGAAGAAGCUAAAGUCCUAGUGAGAUGACAUGGGCCUAAGGAUCUUACAGGGUUUUGUCACUUACCUUUCCUUUCUCCUGCCACACAUUAGGACAACCUUCUGGUGUCAGAAUCAAAUACAUGACCUCUUGGAUCAAAAUAAUUGUAAUUAAAUGCUUGUCUGAAGUCGAAAGUAUUGGUGUCAUCUAAUUCAGAGAAGAAAAUACUGAAAGGAGAUGUGAGAGUCCUGAAGACUGUGUGAUGUGUGGGAAAAAUGCA
Molecule: messenger RNA, 1575 nt
Organism: Athene cunicularia (burrowing owl)
Lineage: Eukaryota; Metazoa; Chordata; Aves; Strigiformes; Strigidae
Gene: CD2
Product: CD2 molecule
Exons: 5
Coding region: 34-981 (315 amino acids)
Source: RefSeq, a predicted model, not a curated record